Hemiscyllium ocellatum (epaulette shark) is the source of this 1050-nucleotide messenger RNA. Its product is annotated as thioredoxin-like. The record is from RefSeq and is a predicted model, not a curated record. Gene Ontology annotation, molecular function: protein-disulfide reductase activity. Lineage: Eukaryota; Metazoa; Chordata; Chondrichthyes; Orectolobiformes; Hemiscylliidae. The transcript has a single exon. The coding region runs from base 1 to 318 and encodes 105 amino acids.
AUGGUGGUGAGACACGUGGAGGACGCCAAGCAGUUCCAGAACCUGUUGAGCCAGACCGAGCAGCUAGUGGUUGUUAUGUACUCGGCUGAGUGGUGCAGCAACUGCCGCAUGAUCCGGCCACACUUCUACAACCUCUCGGAGCAGUUGACCAACGUCGUCUUCGUGGAGGUGGAUGUCGACGACGCAGAGCCUCUGGCUCGGUCCGCCGGCAUCACAUGCAUGCCGACCUUCCACUUCUUCCGGCGCUCGGCCAGAAUGGGAGAAUUUUCGGGGACCAAGAGGGAGAAGUUGGAGCGCCUAUUGGACGAGCUGCAGUGAGCGGCCUGUUAGAAGUUAAAAAAUAGACAGGGAAACACAAAAGCCAAAAAAAAAUUAACUGGAGUUUGAAUUCUCUGGAUAAAUAAAAGUGCAGCUAAAAAUAUAUAACCAGAGAAAGUAAGGGAGGCAGUUUUCAAAAUUCAUUUUUGAGAUGUACCUAUCAUCACCUCCAAACUGUGAUUACGGUGGAUUUUGAUUGCCAUUUCAGGCAGUAGUUAAGAGUCAAUCACAACGGUUACGAGCACCAAAUGGGAUUUUCGAAAGUUUGUGGGUUGUACAGGGAAACUGGAUCGGGGCUGGUUUACAAUGGAGCUUGCUGUAUAUGUUUUAAAAGAGCUAACAUUUCUAUCGCAUCUUUCACAUUUUCGGGAUGUGCACUUGCACCAUAACAGCUGCAGCUGAAUAAGUAGUAUUGUCACUCCUUUAUGUCAGACCCCAUUCUAUAGAAAAUCCAGGAAAAUAACUGCAGUUACAGCCCAGAGUGAUGCACCGUCAGAGGUUCCAACUUCCGGGUUAAGAACGAAACCAAGAUGUGGGCUCCCCUCUUGGCUAGAUGAUAGAAAGAUGCCAUUGCACUAUUUUGAAGAAAAGUAGGAACGAUUUUUUCGCGUGUCCUGGCUGUUAGUUAUCCCUAUACCAAUAAAACAGAUUCUCUGGUCAUUAUCACACUGCUGUUGCGUGGGAGCUUGAUGUGUGUAAAUUGGCUGCUAUGCUAGUGAAGGGUGCUAUAUG